Lagenorhynchus albirostris (white-beaked dolphin) is the source of this 1180-nucleotide messenger RNA. RefSeq names its product C-C motif chemokine receptor 10 (gene CCR10). Gene Ontology annotation, cellular component: membrane. The coding region runs from base 1 to 1140 and encodes 379 amino acids. The transcript has a single exon. Lineage: Eukaryota; Metazoa; Chordata; Mammalia; Artiodactyla; Delphinidae. Gene Ontology annotation, biological process: immune response; G protein-coupled receptor signaling pathway; chemotaxis. Gene Ontology annotation, molecular function: C-C chemokine receptor activity. The record is from RefSeq and is a predicted model, not a curated record.
AUGUGCGGGAGGGGGAGGUGUGUGGUGGAGGCAUGCCUCAUAAGGUCUCUCUUCUCAUUUUGGCCUUCCCAGGUCUCCUGGGGCCCCUACUCCGGGGACGAUGAGGAGGCAUACUCGGCUGAGCCGCUGCCAGAACUCUGCUACAAGGCCGAUGUCCAGGCCUUCAGUCGGGCCUUCCAACCCAGUGUCUCCCUGACGGUGGCUGCGCUGGGUCUGGCUGGCAAUGGCCUGGUCCUGGCCACGCACCUGGCGGCGCGACGCGCUGCCCGCUCGCCCACCUCCGCCCACCUGCUCCAGCUGGCCCUGGCCGACCUUCUGCUGGCCCUGACCCUGCCCUUUGCCGCAGCCGGGGCUCUGCAGGGCUGGAGUCUGGGAAGUGUCACCUGCCGCGCCAUCUCGGGCCUCUAUUCGGCCUCCUUCCACGCCGGCUUCCUCUUCCUGGCCUGUAUCAGCGCCGACCGCUACGUGGCCAUCGCGCGGGCCCUCCCAGCUGGACCGAGGCCCCCGGUGCCGGGCCGUGCACACUUGGUCUCAGUCAUCGUGUGGUUGUUGUCGCUGCUCCUGGCGCUGCCUGCUCUCCUUUUCAGCCAGGACGGGCAGCGAGAAGGCCAGCGGCGCUGCCGUCUCAUUUUCCCCGAGGGCCUCACGCAGACGGUGAAGGGGGUGAGCGCCGUGGCGCAGGUGGUCCUGGGCUUCGCGCUGCCGCUGGGCGUCAUGGCGGCCUGCUACGCGCUCCUGGGCCGCACGCUGCUGGCCACCAGGGGGCCCGAGCGCCGGCGCGCGCUGCGCGUCGUGGUGGCCCUGGUGGCUGCCUUCGUGGUGCUGCAGCUGCCCUACAGUCUCGCCCUGCUAUUGGAUACUGCCGACCUCCUGGCGGCCCGCGAGCGGAGCUGCCCCGCCAGCAAGCGCAAGGAUCUGGCACUGCUGGUGACCGGGGGCUUGGCCCUCGCCCGCUGCGGUCUCAACCCCGUGCUCUACGCCUUUCUGGGCCUGCGCUUCCGCCAGGACCUGCGGAGGCUGCUACGGGGUCGAGGCUGUAGUCCAGGGCCUCACCACCGCGGCCGCUGCCCCCUCCGGCCCCGCCUUUCUUCCUGCUCGGCUCCCACGGAGACCAACAGUAUCUCCUUCUGGGACUACUAGGGCUGCGAAUCAAGAGGAGGGGGGCGGGCUGAGGAAAUGA